AUGAAAAAGUUGAUUAUAAUUUUGAAUUUUGUCUUAAUUGUGACGUUACUAAUAGGUGCUAUUGUAUGGGGUGCUAUUAUGACUCAUAAAUUUAGUCAAAUCAAUAAAGAAAACAAAAAUUCACCAUCCAUUUACUCAGAAGAAUUUGAUUUCAUUGUCGUUGGACUUGGUGCUGGUGGUUCAGUCAUUGCUUCUCGUUUAUCUGAAGUGCCAAGUUGGACUAUAUUAGCUUUAGAUGGUGGUCCACAUGAACAAUUUUCUGAUACUGAUUUGGAUCCAAAUGUUCGAUUUCUACCAUAUAGUUUUGUAUCUCCACAUGAUCCAGUUGUUACUAGUUUACCAUUGUCAGCUGGUAACAAUAAAAUAAUGUAUAUACCUCGUUUUAAUGGUCUUGGUGGUACAGGUCGAUUAUAUGGUGGGAUUAAUACUCGACCAUCACCAACAAUUAUGCGUCGUUGGCCAAAUAAUUGGACUUAUGAUGAUUUAUUACCAUAUUAUAAAAAAAUUGAAGAUCAUUAUUGUUAUUAUUAUGAUGAAAAUAUAACUGGAAUAUCUAAUGAUAAUUGUCGAAAAUAUCAUGGUCAAUAUGGUCCACUUCAAGUUAAUCCAACUUAUUUUCUUGAAUUUGCUAAUGUAUCAAAAUUCUUUGAACCAAUAUGCAAAGAUUCAAAUCAACUUUGGGGUGGUUAUAAUGCUGAUAUAAAUGGUGAAAAUUACCUUGGUUGUUCUCUUUUUCAACGCUAUUUCAAUCGACAAGGAAAUAGAACUGAUGAACAAUCUGAUUAUUAUUUAGGUACAUCAUUUCAAGGUUAUAUAACACCAUCUGUAAUAAAUCGUACGAAUCUUCGUAUUCGACCAGCUACUAUGGUUACUAAAAUAUUGUUUAAUACAACAACUACCACUAUUCCUAAAGCUAUUGCAGUUCUUAUUCAAAAUAAUACAGGUACCUAUACAAUUAAAGUAAAUAAAGAAAUAAUAUUAGCUGGUGGUGCAUUUGGAACGCCACAUCUUCUUCAAGUAAGUGGAAUCGGUGAUCCAUCAGCACUUCUUAAUGCUCAAAUUCCAUUAAUAGCUGAAAAUUAUUAUGUUGGAAAAAAUCUUCGUGAUCAUGUUGCAAUUCCUAUGGUAUUUCAAUUAAAAAAUGCUUUUUCAGCAUUUCCAAAUAUUAAAAAAAAUUUAACUGGAUAUAUUAAAUCUAUACCAAAUGGUAGCAAAUCAUGGAUAAUAUCUCUUAAUGCUGGAUUACGACAAGAUAAUAUAACAGAUUUACAAAUUUAUUUUUCUGAUACAAAUUAUCAUUCACCUGAUUAUUUUACUAAUCCUCAACCACGUCAAUGUCGAUUUGGUUCUAAUGGUUAUCGUGAAACACCAGCAGAGAUUACAUUAAGAAUGAUUUUACAAGAUCCAUCAUUUUUAGGUAAUGUUACUCCAAUUUCGGAUAAUAUUCGUGAUAAACCUAUUAUUAAUUUUAAUUGGAAAUUAAUUAAUGAUUAUGAAUAUAGUGUAUUCGAAAUUAGUAUUAAAAAAUUUCGAAAUUUAAUCAAUAAUACUGUUUGGGGAAAUCUUAUGGGAGAUGAGGUAUUUCCUGGUAUUAAUGAACCAUUAAAAGAUUUUAUUAAUGGUCAUUUAGAAUCUGCAUUACAUCCAAUUUCAACAUGUCAAUUAGGAUUAUGUUGUAAUACUCGACUUCAAGUAAAUAAUAUAACUAAUGUUCGAGUUAGUGAUGCUUCAGCAUUUGGUCAUCAAGUUGAUGCAAAUCCAUCUGCUACUAUAUUUGCAUUAGCAGAAAAAUUAGCAGAUAUUAUCAAAUUUGAUUACAAUGUACAUUCUCUUAAACAUCGAUUCAAAAGGGCAACAUCACGAAUAGCUUCUGGAUCAACUAUUUCUCAUAUGGCAGGACAUUAUAUAAAGGAUUAUUCGAAAUAUUUUCCUCAUGCUGCUUAA
Molecule: messenger RNA, 1944 nt
Organism: Rotaria sordida
Lineage: Eukaryota; Metazoa; Rotifera; Eurotatoria; Philodinida; Philodinidae
Source: the annotation of a GenBank genome assembly